GCGCGAGCGCUGCCGGGGGUCGCGCCCCCGCCUGGGACUCUCCGCUGUCCCCGCCGUGCCGGAGGCUCUGGGUGCCGAUCGAGUCUGUGCCGGUGAGGGCGCAGGGACCGGCGGCCGGGAGAAGAGGGAAGGGCGGGCGGAGGCAGGGCUUUCGGAAAGUCCCGGGAACGCAAGGUUCAGGCCGCGCUAGCUAGAAGCCAGCCGUUUCGCGGAAAGGGAAAACGAAAGCGGCAGGCCGCUCUGUAGAUCCGCCCCCCUUCAGAAUGUGGCCCGCCCAGACUAUUUUGGGAGAAGGCGUGGGAAUCCGAUCUGAGGUUCUGGAGAGAGAAGUCUUGAGGCUCCGCCUGCUCCAUCAAGCACACUCGUCCUUCCUUUCAUUGCUACCUCUUGCGGAUCCCACUUGUCGGGACUUUCUUUACCCCAGCCUUGGGACCUUCUUAACCCCAGGCCUUUUCGUCACUUGUCUCUGGGCAGUUCUGUCCUAAGUAGGUUAGCGCCUGGGGCGAAGCCGCACCGAAAGGACCCCGGCGCCCCCUAGCGGUCUUGGUGAGGGCGCGGGGCUGUAUAGGCUGAGUGCUGCCCUCGGUCCCAGGAAGAAAACCAGUGCCCCAGGCGGCAAGGAGAGCGGCGCCUCGCGGAGAUGCUGCGGUCUGGCGAGGUCCACACUGGGCUAGGAGAGGAGAUAGGGAAAAUGGGAAGAUGGAAGGGAAAUCCCGUAUUGGGAGUCAUCUUGGCCUAAAUUACUGUAUGACCUUGAGCCGGUCACCUCCCCUCUCUGGGAAUGUUUCCUCAUCUGUAACAUGAGAGAAUCAAGACUCUUCCUGCUCUGACAUCUCAUCCUCCACAUCUCCGCAGACGACCAUCAUGGCAGUGGAGUUCGACGGAGGUGUUGUGGUGGGUUCUGACUCCCGGGUGUCUGUAGGCAGAAAGGCAGUGGUAAACCGAGUGUUUAACAAGCUGUCUCCACUACACCAACACAUCUAUUGUGCUCUCUCUGGUUCGGCUGCUGAUGCCCAAGCCAUGGUUGACAUGGCCGCCUACCAACUGGAGCUCCAUGGGUUGGAACUGGAAGAAUGUCCGCUUGUUCUAGCUGCUGCCAACGUGGUAAGGAAUAUCUCUUAUAAAUAUCGGGAGGACCUGUCUGCACAUCUCAUAGUAGCUGGCUGGGACCAACGUGACGGGGGCCAGGUGUACGGAACCCUGGGAGGAAUGCUGACUCGGCAGCCCUUUGCCAUCGGUGGCUCUGGCAGCACCUAUAUCUACGGUUAUGUGGAUGCGGCAUAUAAACCAGGCAUGUCCCCUGAGGAGUGCAGGUGUUUCACCACCAAAGCUAUCACUCUGGCCAUGAACCGGGAUGGUUCUAGUGGGGGUGUCAUCUACCUGGCCACUAUUACAGCUGCUGGUGUGGACCAUCGAGUAAUUUUGGGUAAUGAGCUGCCGAAAUUCUAUGACAAGUGAAUCUUCCUCAGACCUCCUUUCCUUAUUUUGUAAAUAAACUGUCUGGGACCAGAACCUGGUAUGGUCAACGGAAAAUGGGUGCUCAAGGAGAUGAAGGUUAGGGGAGGGGGCUUCUUCCCUCCCAGAAGUUAGAUACCCUUUCUUAAUGUGUUCAUUCACAUUAAAGAUCAAUACAUGACAAUUGC
This is a messenger RNA of Herpailurus yagouaroundi (jaguarundi), 1643 nucleotides long. RefSeq names its product proteasome 20S subunit beta 9 (gene PSMB9). The transcript has 6 exons. Gene Ontology annotation, cellular component: cytoplasm; proteasome core complex. The record is from RefSeq and is a predicted model, not a curated record. The coding region runs from base 865 to 1458 and encodes 197 amino acids. NCBI's taxonomy places the organism in Eukaryota, Metazoa, Chordata, Mammalia, Carnivora, Felidae. Gene Ontology annotation, molecular function: threonine-type endopeptidase activity.